AAUAUAAUAAGGAAUGAAAAGGAUGUAAAGCAAAGAAGAUAUAAUUAAGGAUCAAUAUAUGAAAACUCUAACUUGUUUCUUAUAGGAUAGUACUCUUUACGAUUGCUUAUCUAUCAAUAAUUAAGUGACUGUGAUUGAUUAGUCAUUUUCUCUGUUUGAUGUUUUUAAUGUGUUUAUCGAUACACAUAUUGAUGAAGUAUUGUUUUGGAAUCCAGAUGUAGCUUAUUAUGAUGGAGUAUUCACUUAAACAGAUUUGAUUCGAAUAAUCCUUAAAUGUUAUCAAAAUAUUUUGAAUGGUGUUCCUAAUGGUAACCUAUAAUACAUAUUUUAGUCAGUGUGGGGAAAUAGUAAAAUAUAGGUUCAACCAAUUAUGGAAGAAGAAGAUGAAGAUCGUACUACUCCUGUGCAUUAAAAAUAAUUAAUAGGAUAAGAGCAAAUAAAUAAAUUGCUAAUUGAUUUAAAGACAAUUUCAGUCAGAGAUUGGUUCAAUUCCUAUGGAGAAAGUCUUCAUCAAAGUAGUUUGGUUUAAGCAGACAUGGCUGAUAAUCUUAAUGAUGCUAUGAAAAAGAUAUUAAAGUAGGGUGUAACAAGAAUUGUAGUUAUUGAUACUGAAUCUAGAAUUAUUGUAGGCAUACUUUAAUAAAAAGAUAUUUUAGCAUUUCUUGUUAAAGGAUUUAGUUAAUAUUUCCAUUUAUAAUUAUCAUUGAAAUCUCAUAAAGUUGAAGUUCCUCAUCAAAACAAUUAAUAAUCUGAACAACAUGAAUUAGAAAUCAAUUAUUUUAGUGAUAGCAUCUUACUUUUGAAUGACAAGCUUCCUUAUGACACUAAUGUAUAUGAGUAAUUAUAUCCUAAUAUUUAGUGUUUUUUAUAAAUUGAUCUAUGUAUUCAAACGUAAUGCUAUACCAAUUGUUGAUUAAAACAAUAAAUUUCUAGGUUUGAUUGAUCGAAGAGACUUCUAAUUUAUUCUUAAAUAUCAAGUAUUUGACAUGGUAUUAUUAAAUAUUAUUAAAAGUUGAAUAGACCAGCUAUUGAUUUAUUGAACUUUAUCAAAAUUGAGAAAAAAAAAUUCGCUGGAUUUUCUAUUUGUAAUAAAGAAUUAUUUCAUAUGAAACAAACAUUAAAAGAAGUAUUUUUCUAUAUAUAUUUAGGUUGUUGAAAAUCUAUUACUCUCUUCUAGGGGUAGUCUAGUAUGCUUAAAUGAAAAUUAAGAGCCGAUCGCUACAUUAUAAAUGUCUGAUCUCUUCAAAAUUUGUUUAGAUGAUAUCGAAUUAGAAUGA
Messenger RNA from Paramecium sonneborni, 1277 nucleotides. The record is from the annotation of a GenBank genome assembly. Lineage: Eukaryota; Ciliophora; Oligohymenophorea; Peniculida; Parameciidae.